Rhinolophus ferrumequinum (greater horseshoe bat) is the source of this 3502-nucleotide messenger RNA. RefSeq names its product eva-1 homolog C (gene EVA1C). The transcript has 9 exons. NCBI's taxonomy places the organism in Eukaryota, Metazoa, Chordata, Mammalia, Chiroptera, Rhinolophidae. The coding region runs from base 1640 to 3139 and encodes 499 amino acids. The record is from RefSeq and is a predicted model, not a curated record. Gene Ontology annotation, cellular component: extracellular region. Gene Ontology annotation, molecular function: heparin binding; carbohydrate binding.
UGGGGCAAACAUUACUUACUAAAUGCUAGGCAUCCUUACCCACCUCCCAGCUGCAGUUUCCCCAACCUAGAAAGUGCACCCUAAUACUACUUAGGCCUGAAGGUUAUUGAGAAGAUUGAGUAUUUUAAUGUAGAUUUUAAAAAUCAUUGUGCCUGGCAGACUAGGUCCCACCCACUCAACAAAUACUAUAGGGCCCAGAGUCCCAAUUUGGCGGGCCCUAGCUCUAGGGAAGCAAGGUGUGGGACCCAACGUCAUCCAGCCCUCUGGGGUCCUUAUGUCCCACCGCUAAGAGGGUCCCACAGGUAGGCCUGUGCGUCUGGGUUUUCUGUCGGAGCCUCCCCGCCUCACUCGGACGCGUCCGCAAUUGCAGUUCGGAGCGGGCCGGGGCAGUGCGCCUGGCCCCGCCCUUGGGCCUCAUUAUCUACAUUUCCGCGUCAGGCCCGCCGCGAAUUUGGCAGGCCUCCCCGCGGUGUUCCGGAACACUUUGUGCCGAGCGCCGGCCGCCGGGCCCUCCUCCCUCCCACCCGAACCGCCGGGCCGGGACGCCCCGCGCGGUCCGCGCGGUUUGGGUCGCUGGGGCCAGGUAGCCGCACCCGGCGCAGCCACGGAGGCCCCACGCACUUGUCCUGGCUUCCCCCAACCCCGGGCCACUCAGUGCGCUUCUCGCCCACGGGCUGAGCGUCCAAACGUGGGUAAUACCACGCGUAAUCGAGAGGUUCAGAAAGAUGCUGUGGCCCAUUUUCCCACAAAGCCUGGUUAUUGGUGCUCGGUGGCUGUGCAUAUCGGUCCAGUGUCAGAUCCUCUAAGAGAGGCGUACAAUCAGUACCCAAAGGAAGUGUUUAGUCGGAUUGAAAAGACCUCGGCUCUGGAGCCAUCUGACCGGUUUUGAGACCCCCCCAGCUCUUUCCUGUCCUGGCUCCGUAGACUCAGUCACCUCCUCUGUGAAAUGGGGACAAAUGUGCAUUCUUGGUGACUCUGCACGUGGAGCGCGGCGGGUCGCAUGGACGUCAGUGCAUUGGUCUCGCACCUCCAGGACCCCACCUUCCUGAGGCCCCCACCCUGGCCUCAGCCCCGCCCCGGGGCGCCCGAGCUCACCGCGCGGCGCUGGCUCCAAAGUGCGUCACGGGCACCAGCCGCGCGCCUCCCGAGGCCAGGGCGAGGCUGGCAACCGGCCAGCGCAGGCCCGGCCAGGGGUGCCGGGCGGUCUCAGGGGCGGGGACCCGGGCUUGCAAGGCGCCCAAAUUGCGCGGCUCUCGACGCGCUGUUGGGGGGCGCCCUCCGCUGCUGGCAGCUCGCCAGGGACCCGCCUCUGCAGCCUCCGGGUGCGCGAAGGUUACACUUUCCCUUUGGCCCCCCUCGUUUCCUCCCGCGCGGUGGCAGCGGAGGUUUCCUCUCGGGGAAACUACGCGGAUCCUUCCCUGGGCUCCUUGCCCCGCCCCAGUUCUCCGCCCCCUCCCCUUUGCUGGGGAGCUGGUGUUGGCCCGCGCCAGAGCGGAGGCUCUGGGAGCCUGAGCCGGGAGGUGCCAGGGAGCCGCGGAGCCGCUGGCCACCAACUCACUCCGCCAUGUGACGCCAUCCUCCGCCCAGUGACCCCCCGCGUGCCCCGGGCCCGCGCCCGCGCUCCGCCGCGCCGCGCACCAUGCUCCUGCCGGGACCCGCGCGCCCGCCGCCCGCACCCCAGCCCGCGCAGCAUCCUGGCCUCCGCAGGCAGGUAGAGCCGCCGGGGCAGCUCCUGCGCCUCUUCUACUGCACUGUCCUGGUCUGCUCCAAAGAGAUCGCAGCGCUCACGGACUUCUCCGGGGGCUGCUACUGGGAACCAGUGAGUAGAACCAGGAACGAUUCUAUAUAUCCUACAAUGCACAAGACAACCCCGACCACAAGGCAUGAUCCAGUCCUCGUGAUGGGAUUGAGGACCACGGGGCUAGACCAUUUGGCUUGUCCUUGUUCAUUUUCUACACAUUUGGAAUCUGAAGAAGGUUACCUAACCAAACUCCUGCAAAACCACACCGCCUAUGCCUGUGAUGGGGACCAUUUGAAUCUACAGUGCCCUCGGCAUUCUACAAUAAGUGUGCAAUCGGCAUUUUACGGGCAAGAUUACCGAGCAUGUAGUACCGAGCAGCCUGCCUCCCAGAGAGAAGAUGGCUCAACCUGUGUGGCAUCCACCACGUUGCAGGUGUUGGACGAAUGCCAGAACCAGCGGUCCUGCCACCUCCUGGUCAAUAGCCGUGUAUUUGGACCUGAGCUUUGUCCAGGAAGCAGUAAAUACCUCCUGGUCUCCUUUAAAUGCCAACCUAAUGAAUUGAAAAACAAAACUGUGUGUGAGGACCAAGAGCUGAAACUGCACUGCCACGAAUCCAAGUUUCUCAACAUCUACUCCGCGACCUACGGCCGGAAGACCCAGGAGAGGGACAUCUGCACCUCAGAAGCAGAGUGGCUGCCCCAGUUUGACUGCUUGUCCUACUCAGCUUUGCAAGUAUUGUCCAGGAGGUGCUACGGGAAGCAGAGAUGCAAAAUUCUUGUCAACAAUCACCAUUUUGGAAGCCCCUGUCCGCCAGGAGUGAAAAAAUACCUCACCGUCACCUAUGCAUGCGUUCCCAAGAACAUACUCACAGCAAUUGAUCCAGCUAUUGCUAAUCUGAAGCCUUCUCUGAAGCAGAAAGAUGAUGAAUAUGGUAUAAACUUUGACCCAAGCGGAUCAAGGGUUCUGAGGAAAGAUGGAGUUAUCGUUAGCAACUCUCUGGCAGCGUUUGCUUACAUUAGAGCCCACCCUGAGAGAGCUGCCCUGCUGUUCGUGUCCAGUGUCUGCAUCGGUCUGGCACUCACAUUGUGCGCCUUGGUCAUCAGAGGGUCCUGCACCAAAGACUUCCGGGAGCUGCAGCUGGCGAGAGAGCACCUGGUGCCAGGAAGUGACAAGGCCGAGGAGGACAGUGAGAAUGAAGAGGGGGAGGAGGACUCUUCUAGCUCCGAUUUUCCGGGGGAGCUGUCAGGGUUCUGUCGGACUUCAUAUCCCAUCUACAGUUCCAUAGAGGCUGCAGAGCUGGCAGAGAGGAUUGAGCGCAGGGAGCAAAUCAUCCAGGAAAUAUGGAUGAACAGUGGUUUGGACACAUCACUCCCACGAAACAUGGGCCAGUUCUACUGAAAAUCAGAUGCAUCUUGAUGUGAUUACAUUUUCUGAAGAGAAAAGGGAAGGAUCCCAAGUGCCCCUCUGGUUCUGUUUCACUUGUACCUUCUAUGAAGGAGAAUUUUUCACGUCAUCUGAUACUGGUGAAGCCAGAAAGCUAUUAAAGGGACAUUUCAAACUGUUUACAGCACAUUUCAAAAUAAAUUAGGAGGGAAGAAGGGUUUGUUUUCUAUAUUUAUUUAAAUUCAUGUCUAUAAAUUAACAUAAUUACAAUUCACAUUUAUUGAGCGCUUAUAAUGCCAGGCACUGUUCUAUUCUCACUGCUUUUCACGUAUUUAAUCCUCACAACAUCCCCAUUUCAUACAUGAGUAAACAGAAGAU